AGUACAUCGUGUGCGUAAAAUCUAUUGGCAUUGUUCUAUUUUUUUAUUUAUUAUUUCAAGAGCAGAUGCUCAAAAGUUUCAGCAAAUCCCUCGACAAGUUAUCCGCCGAUUUCGGGCAGAUCAAAGCCAAACAAGAAUCCACGGACGUGGUCUUCCACUCGCUCGGAGAAAAAAUCCCGGCCCACUCGGCGAUCUUGGACGAGCGGUGUCCCUACCUGCUGAGGGGCGUCAAACGGGCCUCGAGGAAGUGGAAGAAGCGCAGCCACCAGAAACCGUACGUCGUCAAGUCCCUCGGGAGCGCCGAAGUCGAGGGUCUCCUGCACCACUUGCUCACGUACGUGUACACGGGAAAGGUGAGCGGCAUCCACCUGGUGGCCCACCGCCUCCUGGCAGUGGCUCGCGAGGAUUGCUGCGACCUGCCCGAGUUGAGGAGCAUAUGCGGAAAGGCGCUCUGCGAGAACGUCGUACCCCAAAAUUGCGUUCCCAUGCUCAUCAUCGCCCACGAGAACAACUGCAGGGACCUCAGGAUCAAGGCGAUGGACGUUGUCGUGGGUAAUAUGGCGAGCGUCGUCGAGACCGAUGAAUUUGCACGGCUCUACGACUGCGGGGAGUUGUUCAAGGAGGUCAUCCGCAAACUUGUUGGCGUUACGGACGCACGUGAUGCGAGCGCGUAUUGAUUGUUUCCCUCUUCUAUCUCUA
Molecule: messenger RNA, 699 nt
Organism: Copidosoma floridanum
Lineage: Eukaryota; Metazoa; Arthropoda; Insecta; Hymenoptera; Encyrtidae
Product: speckle-type POZ protein B-like
Molecular function (GO): protein binding
Source: RefSeq, a predicted model, not a curated record